Molecule: messenger RNA, 2934 nt
Organism: Closterium sp. Yama58-4
Lineage: Eukaryota; Viridiplantae; Streptophyta; Zygnematophyceae; Desmidiales; Closteriaceae
Source: the annotation of a GenBank genome assembly
AUGAAGAGACGAGGCACCCAUGUCAUUCCACCGAAUCCCCUCCAAUGCAACCACGCCAGUGCUCUUCCACCCUCCCUGCUCACACCUCCCUGCUCACACCUCCCUGCUCACACCUCCCUGCUCACACCUCCCUGCUCACACCUCCCUGCUCACACCUCCCUGCUCACACCUCCCUGCUCACACCUCCCUGCUCACACCUCCCUGCUCACACCUCCCUGCUCACACCUCCCUGCUCACACCUCCCUGCUCACACCUCCCUGCUCACACCUCCCUGCUCACACCUCCCUGCUCACACCUCCCUGCUCACACCUCCCUGCUCACACCUCCCUGCUCACACCUCCCUGCUCACACCUCCCUGCUCACACCUCCCUGCUCACACCUCCAUGCUCACACCUCCCUGCUCACACCUCCCUGCUCACACCUCCCUGCUCACACCUCCCUGCUCACACCUCCAUGCCCAUCAUCCCUCCUUCCACCGCACAUCACCCGCCACCCCCUUCUCCCGCCGCCCACCUCCGCGUGCAGGCUCGCUUCCCGCGCGCAGUAAGCGCCGCUCGCCGCCUGAUCCUUCCCCCCGUCCUCCGCUUUCUCGCCGCCGCCUGCCCCUUCUUGCGCCUGGCCCUCUCCGCGCGCCUCCGCCUUCGCGUCCCCUCCGCCCGCCUCUCCCCCGCGCGCCACUGCCUUCUCGUCGCCCUCCGCCGCCCCGUCAGCGUCGUCGAAUCCCCCGCCAAAUUCCGCCCCGCCUCCGCCGAUUUCCCCGCCCCCUGCGAUAUCAAAUCUCCGCUCGUGUUCCAAAACAAUUUUGGCGGGAACCUUCCACCCCCUUCCCCCCUUUACCUCGCCCGCGCCUUCCGCGCGAGGGAUGCUUGUCCCCCUUCGUUUCGCUCGGACGCUGCUUCACAGUCAACGGAGCAAAUUGAGCGUCGCGACGGGGUCGUGCUCCCUCUCUCCCUCUCGCUCUCCCACUCCUGCGUCGUGUUUUCCCCUCGUUCCUGUUUUAUUUGCACCACGCACGUCGCCCGGGUCGCGCUGGUCGCCCGGGUCGCGCUGGUAGCGCGGAUCGUGCAGGUCGCGCGGAUCGUGCAGGUCGUGCGGAUUGCGCGGCACAUUCGAGGGCGUGAAGGGGCUGCCAUCUCGAGCAGCAGCACGUGCGAGCAGCUCUGCGCGCCCUACUGGAUGAUGCUGCGCCACCCCACUGCUGCAGAGGCCCUCGUUGCAAGAACACUCAUUGUGUCGCACACCGCUCCUGUGUCACGCCAUAGAGCCCGCAUGCCCCGCCCCUUCGCCGCCUGCACAGCAGCCCUCUCUCUCCCGCGCGCUCCCCGUGCCUCUCCCACCCUGUUCGUCCUGCCACCUCGCACCACCCACUCAGUAACCAGCCUCCCCUGCGCACACACCCGGCACAAUCAGCACACCCAGCACGCGUCCAGCAGGCAAUCCUCUCGCACGCAGCACACACAGCAGUGCCGCAGCAGCAACCACGUGUUUGUGCCGCCAUCACCACCAUCAGCUGUCGGCCUGCUCCCUUCCAGUCGUCAAGCGCACGCAGGGCGAGUGAGUGCCCUCCACUCCCCUCCGCACACCGUCUGCGCCGCCACGAGCCGACAAGGUGGGGGCAUGGCUGGGACUGCUGCCGACGCUGCAGCAGAGCAGCCAGCUGGGCCAAGCGCUGUGGAGGGCGCAGAGGGGACUGUGGCACAGGGGGGAGCAGAGGGAGGCUCCACAGGCGCGCUGGGGACGAGCGGGGAAGGGGAGGGGGCACUGCAGGGGAGUGGGGAGGGGCAGGGGCAGGGGCAGGGAGAGGGGACAGGGGAGGAGGAGGACCCGUUGGUGCAGCACGUGGUGAUUCGGCGCGAUCUGAUAGAGGCGCUGCAGUGGCCGCUGGGGUCCGUGAUCACUCAGGGCUGCCAUGCCAGUGUGGCCGUGCUGUGGCAGCACCGCCACCACCCCAACGUGCUCAAGUACUGUGGCCAGCUCGACUCCAUGCGCAAGGUGACACUGGAGGUGAAGGGGGAGACGCAGCUGUUGAAUUUGUCCAAGAAGCUACAGGAGGCGGGCAUCACGCACCGCGUGUGGAUGGAGCAGCCUGAGAACAUGCCCACGUGCAUCGCCACUCUCCCACAUCCCAAGAGCGUUGUUGCGCCUCACAUGAGGAAGCUCAAGCUGUGCCUUGACCGGCCCAUGGCAUGCAGCCCGCCUCGCAGCACAGCCUUUCUCCAAGGCACAAUCAGCGCAUAUCAUCCACCUCCGCGCGCGUUAUUUGGUCCUUUUCCACGCUCACGUUCGAGCCUCGUGAAAGGAAAUGACGACAUCUUAUGUGUGGAUAUAUUCCAGUCGCGCAAGCCUCAGCAACCGUCGUACAUUGUCGCACGGACUUCUGUGCGAUGCGACUCAGGUCGCCAGUGUUCGUCUCGUCGCCAGAGCCAGCAUUCGGUGAGCGCAGGCGCGACAGCGCGGACGAAGGGGGCAAGAAGCCCUGCCUGCGCGGCGACCGCUGAGCGGCUGCGGGCGCGGAAGGAAGGCAGCGCGCCGAAGAAAGCGGAGGUACCCGCGCCGGGUGCUGGGCGCGCCAAGGGCGAGCUUGACGCAUUCGAGACGUGGCUGUGCGGCGGAGAGGCUCACAGAGAGAGCGUGAAGGGGGAGAAGGACGGCGGCGGCAGGGGCGCAGGCAGACCGCGGGGCGGCCCAGCGCAGCCGCUGACGGCUCCGCAGCGAGCGGCACAACCGCGGGAGCAGAAGUUGAGCGGAGGCGACCGCGCGAGCCAGAAGACGGGGCAGGCCGCCUCCGCUGAGAGCAGGAAGGCGGCGGAGGGGCGCGGGGCUCGUGGCGGAGAGACGCACUCCGCCUCGAACGCGCAGCAGAGCAAAUCCGGCAAAGUGCCGGAUGAUGCUGUGUCCGAUAUGACCAUGCGCCUGUGGAUUCUGACUUACUGA